Molecule: messenger RNA, 1436 nt
Organism: Astyanax mexicanus (Mexican tetra)
Lineage: Eukaryota; Metazoa; Chordata; Actinopteri; Characiformes; Acestrorhamphidae
Gene: wdr55
Product: WD repeat domain 55
Exons: 8
Coding region: 12-1229 (405 amino acids)
Molecular function (GO): protein binding
Source: RefSeq, a predicted model, not a curated record
UACAAGAAGCGAUGGCGGCGCCCACGGAGACGCAUGAGUCUCUCUCUGAGGAGGAAAGUUUGGGUGUUUUAGAGGAAAAUGAUUCACUGCAGGAUGAUCCUGAUAAUAAACCAGCGCCUAAAAUACAGGAGACUCCUGAGGAUAUUAAACAGGAGGCUAUAGUAAAUACACUGGCCUUCCACCCUAAAGAAGAUCUCCUCGCUGCUGGAGACAUUGAUGGAGAUAUUUAUCUGUACAGGUACUCCUGCACGGUGGGGGAGAACAAAGAGCUGUGGUCCUCUGGGCAUCACCUGAAGUCCUGCAGGAAAGUGGCCUUCUCCAGUGAUGGUGAAAAAUUAUUCAGCGUGUCUAAAGAUAAGGCUGUUCACAUCAUGGAUGUGGAGGCCGGGAAGCUGGCGACACGUAUCCCAAAAGCCCACAGUAAGCCCAUAAAUGCCCUGCUCAUAGUCGAUGAGAAUAUAUUUGCCACUGGGGACGACGAGGGGACGCUGAACGUUUGGGACCUGAGGAAAGGCACUUCCUUCAUGUCUCUGAAACACCAUGAAGACUUCAUCAGCGGCAUCGCUGUAGAUCAGGCCAAGAAGAUCCUGCUCACCUCCAGUGGUGAUGGAUCGAUGGGUGUAUUUAACAUAAAGAGGAGGAGAUUCGAGCUGCUCUCAGAGAUCCAGGAUGGAGAUCUUACUUCUGUUUCCAUAAUGAAAAGAGGACAGAAAGUGGUGUGCGGCUCCAGUGAAGGAACUAUGUAUAUUUUUAACUGGAAUGAGUUUGGGGAUAUGAGUGAUCGGUUUGAUGUGCAGGCGGAGUCUGUGGACUGCAUCGUCCCGAUCACAGACAGUAUUCUCUGUGCUGCCUCUACAGAUGGAGUCAUUCGAGCCGUCAACAUUCUGCCGAAUCGGGCCGUGGGGAGGAUCGGGCAGCACGUCGGUGAACCGGUGGAGGAGAUCGUCUGCUCUCGGGAGAAACGCUUCCUCGCCAGCUGUGCUCACGAUCAGCUCAUCAAGUUCUGGGACAUUUCCGCCCUGCAGAGCAGCAGAGUCAGCGACUACCGGCGCCGCAAGAAGAAGGACGGGCGUCUCCGAGCGCUCAGCAGCAAAGCGUUCGGAGGAGCCGGAGACUUCUUCUCCGGAUUACUGGAUACAAACCAGGAGAACCAGCAGAAAAACACUGAAGCUCAGGAGGAAGAAAGUGAUGAAGAGGAGGAGGAGGAGAGCGACAGCGGGAGCGACUAAAAACUGUGCUUAUUUGUUCUGUUAAAGUGUUUUUGUUGUUAAACAAACAGGUUUUGUACAGAUAUGGACUGAAUAAUUAAGAAUAAUAACUAUCACAAUAAAUAACCAUAAUGCCUUGCACACACAUACAUACAUACAUACAUACAUACAUAUAUAAGCAGCCUCAUCCUCUUCUGCCAGUAUAAAUAAAAUGUGUUUAUAAAUGUG